Messenger RNA from Zychaea mexicana, 1186 nucleotides. RefSeq lists its product as uncharacterized. The coding region runs from base 90 to 818 and encodes 242 amino acids. The transcript is spliced from 2 exons. The record is from RefSeq and is a predicted model, not a curated record. NCBI's taxonomy places the organism in Eukaryota, Fungi, Mucoromycota, Mucoromycetes, Mucorales, Lichtheimiaceae.
GAAAGUUGGAAGCUUCUGGCUUUGGCAAAGAGAUCAGCCAAGAAGAACGUAAAAAGGGCAUAAAAAAUAUUGUUGACAAACUCAAUCAUAUGUGCCCCUACUUCUAUGAGAUGGAUUCGAUCUUUGGUCAAAGGGAGAAUAUCAACCUAAGCACGGUUCUGCAUGCUGGCCUUCCGCCAUCGAUCUCUGCGCAUGCAGCCACUCUUGUGCCAGCUACUGAGUUACCUGCAGUAGAAACUGCAGUAGCAGCAACACCAGUACCAACAACAGCGACUGAAGAAUUGCCGACGAAUCCUGUUGUCAACGAAAAUAUGCCUUACUCCUCGUUCUUCAAACAAACACAAGAAAUCACUGUCGACAAUUUCGAAGAGUCUAUAGAACGAUUCUUGGAGCAGGCUCCACCCAGUCCAGAGCCACAGAAUGAGGAGGUGAACAGCAUUGCUUCCAGCAGGGUAGAAAGCGGCUCUGACAAUGACAAUGACGACGACGAUAAUGUGCUACACGGCAGAAACUUUACUGCCGUUUACUCGGUCAAUGAAGCCAAAGAAUGCAAGUUAGAGUCGAAAAAGCUCAAGCUCGAGCAUGAGAGACUGCAAUUGGAGAAGGCGCGAUUAGCAGAACAGAAACAUGCGUCCCAGACACAACUAGCAGAGCAGAAACUUGCGUCCCAGGCACAAGUAGCAGAGCAGAAACGUGCAUCCCAAGCACAAGAACAGCAGACUUACGCUAGUGACAGAACCAAGUUUUUCAUUGAGCUGUUGAAACUUGGAAAGACUACUGACGAAGCCAAACAGAUUAUUGAAAAUGUAUACGAGUAGUCACUGGCAUUUUAUGUAUAAACAAAAGUUUAUUGUCUAGAUGUAAAAUCGACUACAAUGUUUUUCAGGAGGUCUCUUUUCCCUUCUGCGUCUGAAAGCUGUGAUGAUGUGCUAUGCUCAUUGCUUCCAUUAUCGUUUUCAGUGUCCAGAUCCCAUUUAUCAUUGCGUCAGAAGAGAUAGUUAUAGAGAAGACAUGUCGCAACGAUUAUAUUGUUUAGCUUUUCGAAUUCGUUCUUGGAUCUCAGUUGCAAUGGGACAUUCUUCAAAAAGCGCCACCUUCCUUUCAAAAUACCAAUCAUAUUUUCAUUAGCCACCCUACCUGAUGCAUGCUGGAAGUAGAACGUUUCGUAAUCCUUGUGCAGUCGGGC